Camelina sativa (false flax) is the source of this 717-nucleotide messenger RNA. The record is from RefSeq and is a predicted model, not a curated record. NCBI's taxonomy places the organism in Eukaryota, Viridiplantae, Streptophyta, Magnoliopsida, Brassicales, Brassicaceae.
AUGGGGGUCCAAACUAAUAUGAGAAGGAGGAUUGGUCUUGUUUCUGGAGUACAAGUAGGUGAUAUUUUUUAUUACUGGGGUGAAAUGUGCUUAGUCGGUCUUCACAAACAAACGGUUGGCGGCAUUGAUUAUAUGACGACUGAUGAUGGCACAGUAGAACCUCUUGCAGCAAGUGUGCUUACAUCAGGACAAUACGAUGAUGAAACCGAAGAUCUUGAAUGCUUGAUUUAUUUUGGAUAUGGUGGAGCGGAUAAGAACAGUUUACCUCUUGAUCAAACUAUGGACAGAGGAAACCUUGCACUAGAUACCAGUAGAAGAAUAGGAAAUGACGUUAGAGUCAUCCGAGGCAGAGGCGACCCCAAUGAUGAAACUAGUAAGGUAUACAUUUACGAUGGUCUUUAUCUAGUUUCUGAGACGUAUCCUGUGAUCGGAAAAACCGGGCAUAAAGAGUUCAAGUUUCAAAUGGUGAGGAAACCAAACCAAUCUAGUUCUGGUUAUGCAAACUGGAAAUUAGCUGAAGAAUUGAGGACGCACGACCCGAGGCAGGGUUUUAUACUUCAAGAUCUUUCUUUUGGAAAAGAGGAUUUACGAGUGCCGCUGGUUAAUGAUGUAGAUGAAUACAUCACAUCUCAGGAUCACUCAAGAAUGAUGCUUGAUUUAAACAUCGAUCCCCAAGAACUUGGAUGUCGUAAUUGUCAUGGUCAGCCAUUGAUGUGA